Messenger RNA from Symphalangus syndactylus (siamang), 12448 nucleotides. RefSeq names its product ATP binding cassette subfamily B member 7 (gene ABCB7). Gene Ontology annotation, biological process: transmembrane transport; intracellular iron ion homeostasis. Gene Ontology annotation, cellular component: mitochondrial inner membrane. NCBI's taxonomy places the organism in Eukaryota, Metazoa, Chordata, Mammalia, Primates, Hylobatidae. The record is from RefSeq and is a predicted model, not a curated record. Gene Ontology annotation, molecular function: ATP binding; ABC-type transporter activity; ATP hydrolysis activity.
CUCUUCUCUCGGUUCCUCUUUCCUCGCUCAAGAUGGCGCUGCUCGCGAUGCAUUCUUGGCGCUGGGCGGCCGCGGCGGCUGCUUUCGAAAAGCGCCGGAACUCCGCGAUUCUGAUCCGGCCUUUCGUCUCUGUUAGCGGCUCUGGUCCGCAGUGGAGGCCACAUCAACUCGGCGCCUUGGGAACCGCUCGAGCCUACCAGAUCCCAGAGUCAUUAAAAAGUAUCACAUGGCAGAGAUUUGGAAAUGGCAAUUCAGGACAGUUCUUAGAUGCUGCAAAGGCUCUCCAGGUAUGGCCACUGAUAGAAAAGAGGACAUGCUGGCAUGGUCAUGCAGGAGGAGGACUCCACACAGACCCAAAAGAAGGGUUAAAAGAUGUUGAUACUCAGAAAAUCAUAAAAGCAAUGCUUUCUUAUGUGUGGCCCAAAGACAGGCCAGAUCUGCGAGCUAGAGUUGCCAUUUCGCUGGGAUUUUUGGGUGGUGCAAAGGCCAUGAAUAUCGUGGUUCCCUUCAUGUUUAAAUAUGCUGUAGACAGCCUCAACCAGAUGUCGGGAAACAUGCUGAACCUGAGUGAUGCACCAAAUACAGUUGCAACCAUGGCAACAGCAGUUCUGAUUGGCUAUGGUGUAUCAAGAGCCGGAGCUGCUUUUUUUAACGAAGUUCGAAAUGCAGUAUUUGGCAAGGUAGCCCAAAAUUCAAUCCGAAGAAUAGCCAAAAAUGUCUUUCUCCAUCUUCACAACCUGGAUCUGGGUUUUCACCUGAGCAGACAGACAGGAGCUUUAUCUAAGGCUAUUGACAGAGGAACAAGGGGUAUCAGUUUUGUCCUGAGUGCUUUGGUAUUUAAUCUUCUUCCCAUCAUGUUUGAAGUGAUGCUUGUCAGUGGUGUUUUGUAUUACAAAUGCGGUGCCCAGUUUGCUUUGGUAACCCUUGGAACACUUGGUACAUACACAGCAUUCACAGUUGCAGUCACACGGUGGAGAACUAGAUUUAGAAUAGAAAUGAACAAAGCAGAUAAUGAUGCAGGUAAUGCUGCUAUAGACUCACUGCUGAAUUAUGAAACUGUGAAGUAUUUUAAUAAUGAAAGAUAUGAAGCACAGAGAUAUGAUGGAUUUUUGAAGACGUAUGAGACUGCUUCAUUGAAAAGUACCUCUACUCUGGCUAUGCUGAACUUUGGUCAAAGUGCUAUUUUCAGUGUCGGUUUAACAGCUAUAAUGGUGCUCGCCAGUCAGGGAAUUGUGGCAGGUACCCUUACUGUUGGAGAUCUAGUAAUGGUGAAUGGACUGCUUUUUCAGCUUUCAUUACCCCUGAACUUUCUGGGAACUGUAUAUAGAGAGACUAGACAAGCACUCAUAGAUAUGAACACCUUGUUUACUCUACUCAAGGUAGACACCCGAAUUAAAGACAAAGUGAUGGCAUCUCCCCUUCAGAUCACACCACAGACAGCUACCGUGGCCUUUGAAAAUGUGCAUUUUGAAUACAUUGAGGGCCAGAAAGUCCUUAGUGGAAUAUCCUUUGAAGUCCCUGCAGGAAAGAAAGUGGCCAUUGUAGGAGGUAGUGGGUCAGGGAAAAGCACAAUAGUGAGGCUAUUGUUUCGCUUCUAUGAGCCUCAAAAGGGUAGCAUUUAUCUUGCUGGUCAAAAUAUACAAGAUGUGAGCCUGGAAAGCCUUCGGAGGGCAGUGGGAGUGGUACCUCAGGAUGCUGUCCUCUUCCAUAAUACUAUUUAUUACAACCUCUUAUAUGGAAACAUCAGUGCUUCACCUGAGGAAGUGUAUGCGGUGGCAAAAUUAGCUGGACUUCAUGAUGCAAUUCUUCGAAUGCCACAUGGAUACAACACCCAAGUAGGGGAACGAGGACUCAAGCUUUCAGGAGGAGAAAAGCAAAGAGUAGCAAUUGCAAGAGCCAUUUUGAAGGACCCCCCACUCAUACUCUAUGAUGAAGCUACUUCAUCGUUAGAUUCGAUUACUGAAGAGACUAUUCUUGGUGCCAUGAAGGAUGUGGUCAAACACAGAACUUCUAUUUUCAUUGCACACAGAUUGUCAACAGUGGUUGAUGCAGAUGAAAUCAUUGUCUUGGACCAGCCCCUGUUGAUUGGAAAUAAUGCAUGUCACUUCCAAGAAGAAAUAAACUAUAUUAACUCAUUCUCUAUUAAAGUAUUACAAGCAAAAGUUUAAUCAGGAAAGCAUUAAAUCUUCACGAUAGAAGCAGGUUUUCAAUGGUGCAUAUAUAAAAUAACUUUUCUGCCUUCAUUUUUGCUCUGAAUAGACUCUUUGCUCAGUGUCUUUGCUGUAUUGUAUGUUUUUAUUUUUCUAAUACCUGCACAUACCAUUGAUGGUUAAAAUUACCAUAAAAUAAAGUGGUCAUUUUCAAACAUGGUCAUUUUUAUUUUAUGUUUUUCCUUCUCGGGAAAGUAAGAAAAAAGAUAGCCUGCUUUAUCUCUUCUAAGGGAAUUACUAUAUGAGUAUACUGUAAAAGUCUAGACAAAUCAGAGUACCACUAUUGUGAUGGGUAGAUUUGAAAAUUGCAGUAAUUUUUCUUUUCUCCUUUCUGUAAGGACCUCUUUUCCCCACACCCCCUAGUACUUGAUUAUUUCUAACAUAUGCAGUUUUCCACCCUGCAUUCAGCCUUUUCUGUAAUUAUUUUUCCCUUCUAAUAAAUAUAUCUUCAAUUCGUUAUCAUUUUGGCUUUUUUUUUUCUUUUUGAGGCAGGGUCUUACUUUGUCACCCAGGAGUACAGUGGCGCGAUCUCGGCUCACUGCAGCCUUGAACUCCUGGGCUCAAGCAGUCCUCCCACCUCAGCCCCCCAAGUAGCUGGGACUACAGGCACGUGCCACACACCUAGCUAAUUUUUUGUAGAGAUAGGGUUUCACCAUGUUGCCCGGAUUGGUCUUAAACUCCUGAGCUCAAGUGAUCCGCCCACCUUAGACUCCCAAAGUGUGCUGGGAUUACAGGCGUGAACCAUCACGCCUGGUCACAUUUUGAAAACCUGUGUACUAAGAGUUUAGAGAGAAGCAUUCUCAUGUACUGUCUGUAUAUUGAGCUAUUUAAAGGGACUUUUUCACUCCACUAACAUUUCUUAUAGGGUAUUCAGUGUUGUGGUUUGUAUAUUAUUACCUUCAUAAGUUGCUUGCAUACUUGUGACCCUAGGCCUUUCUGUUGGCUUAUUCUUAAAUAUUUACAUUCAUUACCAAACUGAUUUUUCCAGUAUGGUUGUACCAGAAUGUCUUAAAUGAGAAAUUUUGUCAAUAUACCUUAUUAUGUCAUUGAUGUUCAAGAAUCUUAAAUAAAAUCUGCUACUUUUUUAUAAGCUUUCUGAUUCUAUGCAGCCAAGUAGUAAGAGCCUUUUCUUACAAAUAGAAGUUGUUAAAAUACAUUAGCAGGCAUGUGAUUACCUACACCUCAUGCCAUGUAAUUCACAGUAUCUAUACACUUAUUUUACACCAUUGCCACUUGGAUUUUGGGUUAUAAUGGGACCUAAUUUAUUAAUGAUCAUAGCAACAGUAUCUAAACAAGAAUCUCUUUAUUAUUCAUAAUUUGAUAAUUCUAUAGUUGUCUGAUUAUGCAGAAACUAAUAUGACCUUAGCUUUCACUAAUAAUCUGUCACCUCCUGUGUUCUGUCAGCAACUUCUUGUAGUAGUGUUAACGUUAAGACGGCAUAUCUAGGGAACUUCUAGUUAAACAUGGGAGAUUGGAUACAUUUGUUUAUCUCUUCUUUCCCUAACCAUACUAAAAUGAAAGUGAAGAAAUAAAAUAAGUAUAAUAAGUAUAAAGCCAUAAGGACAAAGAGUAACAGUGGACAAGAGAUACCAGCAAAUUGGGAUAAACUGGUAAGUAGAUAGAUUAGCAGAGCUAAAAAGUUGAAUACUGUGUGUCAAAAGAGAGAGACAUCAAUUUAAAAAAAAGCAAGUUGAUUCAUGUUGUAGACCCCCGAAAAGGCUCAGGAAUUGAAGGCACCAGGUAUGAUGAAAAGUGGCGAUAAGCAUGAGGUUGAAAGUAACAGAAUUAAGUGUAGGACUACAUAAGAAAUAAAGUUCCCAGGUCCCUUUCUCACCCCCACAGCCUGGUGUUUAUACUCCUUCCUAACCUUAGCGAGAGUCUGGAUAUUUACUUAUCAGGAAAUUACUGGCUUUGAACACAAGCAGACCACCAGGCACAUUAACAAUGAAGGGAGAGAUUAACUGAAAAUCAAAACAUACGAAAGGAUAGGACCACAGACCCUCUUGUGCCACUGGCUCCAAGAACUUUGCCAACCAGUUGUUUAUUUUUACUAUCACUACUCCUUAACUCAUCAGCAAAUAAUUGGAGGAUUCUUUUUUUUUAAAUUUUAUUACUAUUAUACUUUAAGUUUUAGGGUACAUGUGCACAAUGUGCAGGUUUGUUACAUAUGUAUACAUGUGCCAUGUUGGUGUGCUGCACCCAUUAGCUCAUCAUUUAGCAUUAGGUAUGUCUCCUAAUGCUAUCCUUCCCCCCUCCCCCCACCCCACAACAGUCUCCGGAGUGUGAUGUUCCCCUUCCUGUGUCCAUGUGUUCUCAUUGUUCAAUUCCCACCUAUGAGUGAGAACAUGCGGUGUUUGGUUUUUUGUCCUUGCGAUAGUUUACUAAGAAUGAUGGUUUCCGGUUUCAUCCAUGUCCCUACAAAGGACAUGAACUCAUCAUUUUUUAUGGCUGCAUAGUAUUCCAUGGUGUAUAUGUGCCACAUUUUCUUAAUCCAGUCUAUCAUUGUUGGACAUUUGGGUUGGUUCCAAGUCUUUACUAUUGUGAAUAGUGCCGCAAUAAACAUACAUGUGCACGUGUCUUUAUAGCAGCAUGAUUUAUAAUCCUUUGGGUAUAUACCCAGUAAUGGGAUGGCUGGGUCAAAUGGUAUUUCUGUUCUAGAUCCCUGAGGAAUCGCCACACUGUCUUCCACAAUGGUUGAACUAGUUUGCAGUCCCACCAACAGUGUAAAAGUGUUCCUAUUUCUCCACAUCCUCUCCAGCACCUGUUUCCUGACUUUUUAAUGAUCGCCAUUCUAACUGCUGUGAGAUGGUAUCUCAUUGUGGUUUUGAUUUGCAUUUCUCUGAUGGCCAGUGAUGAUGAGCAUUUUUUCAUGUGUUUUUUGGCUGCAUAAAUGUCUUCUUUUGAGAAGUGUCUGUUCAUAUCCUUCGCCCACUUUUUGAUGGGGUUGUUUGUUUUUUUCUUGUAAAUUUGUUUGAGUUCAUUGUAGAUUCUGGAUAUUAGCCCUUUGUCAGAUGAGUAGGUUGCGACAAUUUUCUCCCAUUUUGUACAUUGCCUGUUGACUGAUGGUAGUUUCUUUUGCUGUGCAGAAGCUCUUUAGUUUAAUUAGAUCCCAUUUGUCAAUUUUGGCUUUUGUUGCCAUUGCUUUUGGUGUUUUAGACAUGAAGUCCUUGCCCACGCCUAUGUCCUGAAUGGUAUUGCCUAGGUUUUCUUCUAGGGUUUUUGUGGUUUUAGGUCUAACAUGUAAGUCUUUAAUCCAUCUUGAAUUAAUUUUUGUAUAGGGUGUAAGGAAGGGAUCCAGUUUCAGCUUUCUACAUAUGGCUAGCCAAUUUUCCCAGCACCAUUUAUUAAAUAGGAAAUCCUUUCCCCAUUGCUUGUUUUUGUCAGGUUUGUCAAAGAUCAGAUGGUUGUAGAUAUGUGGCAUUAUUUCUGAGGGCUCUGUUCUGUUCCAUUCAUCUUAUCUCUGUUUUGGUACCAGCACCAUGCUGUUUUGCUUACUGUAGCCUUGUAGUAUAGUUUGAAGUCAGGUAGCAUGAUGCCUCUGGCUUUGUUCUUUUGGCUUAGGAUUGACUUGUCCAUGCAGGCUCGUUUUUGGUUCCAUAUGAACUUUAAAGUAGUUUUUUCCAAUUCUGUGAAGAAAGUCAUUGGUAGCUUGAUGGGGAUGGCAUUGAAUCUAUAAAUUACCUUGGGCAGUAUGGCCAUUUUCACGAUAUUGAUUCUUCCUACCCAUGAGCAUGGAAUGUUCUUCCAUUUGUUUGUAUCCUCUUUUAUUUCAUUGAGCAGUGGUUUGUAGUUCUCCUUGAAGAGGUCCUUCACAUCCCUUGUAAGUUGGAUUCCUAGGUAUUUUAUUCUCUUUGAAGCAGUUGUGAAUGGGAGUUCACUCAUGAUUUGGCUCUCUGUUUGUCUGUUAUUCGUGUAUAAGAAUGCUUGUGAUUUUUGUACCUUGAUUUUCUAUCCUGAGACUUUACGGAAGUUGCUUAUCAGCUUAAGGAGAUUUUGGGCUGAGACAGUGGGGUUUUCUAGAUAUACAAUCAUGUCAUCUGCAAACAGGGACAAUUUGACUUCCUCUUUUCCUAAUUGAAUACCCUUUAUUUCCUUCUCCUGCCUGAUUGCCCUGGCCAGAACUUCCAACAGUAUAUUGAAUAAGAGUGGUGAGAGAGGGCAUCCCUGUCUUGUGCCAGUUUUCAAAGGGAAUGCUUCCAGUUUUUGCCCAUUCAGGAUGAUAUUGGCUGUGGGUUUGUCAUAGAUAGCUCUUAUUAUUUUGAGAUACGUCCCAUCAAUACCUAAUUUAUUGAGAGUUUUUAGCAUGAAGCGUUGUUGAAUUUUGUCAAAGGCCUUUUCUGCAUCUAUUGAGGUAAUCAUGUGGUUUUUGUCUUUGGUUCUGUUUAUAUGCCAGAAUACAUUUACCGAUUUGUGUAUGUAGAACCAGCCUUGCAUCCCAGGGAUGAAGCCCACUUGAUCAUGGUGGAUAGGCUUUUUGAUGUGCUGCUGGAUUUGGUUUGCCAGUAUUUUAUUGAGGACUUUUCUAUCAAUGUUCAUCAAGGAUAUUGGUCUAAAAUUCUCUUUUUUCGCUGUGUCUCUGCCAGGCUUUGGUAUCAGGAUGAUGCUGGCCUCAUAAAAUGAGUUAGGGAGGUUUCCCUCUUUUUCUGUUGAUUGGAAUAGUUUCAGAAGGAAUGGUACCAGUUCCUCCUUGUACCUCUGGUAGAAUUGGGAUGUGAAUCCAUCUGGUCCUGGACUUUUUUUUGGUUGGUAAGCUAUUAAUUAUUGCCACAAUUUCAGAGCCUGUUAUUGGUCUAUUCAGAUAUUCAACUUCUUCCUGGUUUAGUCUUGGGAGGGUGUAUGUGUCGAGGAAUUUAUCCAUUUCUUCUAGAUUUUCUAGUUUAUUUGCAUAGAGGUGUUUAUAGUAUUCUCUGCUGGUAGUUUGUAUUUCUGUGGGAUCGGUGGUGAUAUCCCCUUUAUCAUUUUCUAUUGUGUCUAUUUGAUUCUUCUGUCUUUUCUUCUUUAUUAGUCUUGCUAGCGGUCUAUCAAUUUUGUUGAUCUUUUCAAAAAACCAGCUUCUGGAUUCAUUAAUUUUUUGAAGCGUUUUUUGUGUCUCUAUUUCCUUCAGUUCUUCUCUGAUUUUAGUUAUUUCUUGCCUUCUGCUAGCUUUUGAAUAUGUUUGCUCUUGCUUUUCUAGUUCUUUUAAUUGUGAUGUUAGGGUGUCAAUUUUGUAUCUUUCCUGCUUUCUCUUGUGGGCAUUUAGUGCUAUACAUUUCGCUCUACACACUGCUUUGAAUGUGUCCCAGAGAUUCUGGUAUGUUGUGUCUUUGUUCUCGUUGGUUUCAAAGAACAUCUUUAUGUCUGCCUUCAUUUCGUUAUGUACCCAGUAGUCUCUCAGGAGCAGCUUGUUCAGUUUCUGUGUAGUUGAGCGGUUUUGAGUGAGUUUCUUAAUCCUGAGUUCUAGUUUGAUUGCACUGUGGUCUGAGAGACAGUUUGUUAUAAUUUCUGUUCUUUUACAUUUGCUGAGGAGAGCUUUACUUCCAACUAUGUGGUCAAUUUUGGAAUAGGUGUGGUGUGGUCCUGAAAAAAAUGUAUAUUCUGUUGAUUUGGGAUGAAGAGUUCUGUAGAUGUCUAUUAGGUGCGCUUGGUGCAGAGGUGAGUUCAAUUCCUGGAUAUCCUUCUUAACUUUCUGUCUCAUUGAUCUGUCUAAUGUUGACAGUGGGGUGUUAAAAUCUCCCAUUAUUAUUGUGUGGGAGUCUAAGUCUCAUUGUAGGUCACUCUGGACUUGCUUUAUGAAUCUGGGUGCUCCUGUAUUGGGUGCAUAUAUAUAUUUAGGAUUGUUAGCUCUUCUUGUUGAGUUGAUCCCUUUACCAUUAUGUAAUGGCCUUCUUUGUCUCUUUUGAUCUUUGUUGAUUUAAAGUCUGUUUUAUCAGAGACUAGGAUUGCAACCCCUGCCUUUUUUUGUUUUCCAUUUGCUUGGUAGAUCUUCCUCCAUCCCUUUGUUUUGAGCCUAUGUGUGUCUCUGCACGUGAGAUGGGUUUCCUGAAUACAGCACACUGAUGGGUCUUGACUCUUUAUCCAAUUUGCCAGUCUGUGUCUUUUAAUUGGAGCAUUUAGCCCAUUUACAUUUAAAGUUAAUAUUGUUAUGUGUGAAUUUGGUCCUGUCAUUUUGACGUUAGCUGGUUAUUUUGCUCGUUACUUGAUGCAGUUUCUUCCUAGCCUUGAUGGUCUUUACAUUUUGGCAUGUUUUUGCAGUGGCUGGUACUGGUUGUUCCUUUCCAUGUUUAGUGCUUCCUUCAGGAGCUCUUGUAGGGCAGGCCUGGUGGUGACAAAAUUUCUCAGCAUUUGCUUGUCUGUAAAGUAUUUUAUUUCUCCUUCACUUAUGAAGCUUAGUUUGGCUGGCUAUGAAAUUCUGGGUUGAAAAUUCUUUUCUUUAAGAAUGUUGAAUAUUCGCCCCCACUCUCUUCUGGCUUGUAGAGUUUCUGCGGAGAGAUCCACUGUUAGUCUGAUAGGCUUCCCUUUGUGGGUAACCGGACCUUUCUCUCUGGCCGCCCUUAACAUUUUUUCCUUCAUUUCAUCUUUGGUGAAUCUGACAAUUAUGUGUCUUGGAGUUGCUCUUCUCGAGGAGUAUCUUUUUGGUGUUCUCUAUAUUUCCUGAAUCUGAAUGUUGGCCUGCCUUGCUAGAUUGGGGAAGUUCUCGUGGAUAAUAUCCUGCAGAAUGUUUUCCAACUUGGUUCCAUUCUCCCCGUCACUUUCAGGUACACCAAUCAGACGUAGAUUUGGUCUUUUCACAUAGUCCCGUAUUUCUUGGAGGCUUUGUUCGUUUCUUUUUAUUCCUUUUUCUCUAAACUUCCUUUCUCACUUCAUUUCAUUCAUUUCAUCUUCCAUCAGUGAUACCCUUUCUUCCAGUUGAUCGCAUCGGCUCCUGAGGCUUCUGCAUUCUUAACAUAGUUCUCGAGCCGUGGCUUUCAGCUUCAUCAGGUCCUUUAAGCACUUCUCUGCAUUGGUUAUUCUAAUUAGCCAUUCGUCUAAUUUUUUUUCCAAAGUUUUUAACUUCUUUGCCAUUGUUUUGAAUUUCCUCCUGUAGCUCGGAGUAGUUUGAUCAUCUGAAGCCUUCUUCUCUCAACUCGUCAAAGUCAUUCUCCAUGUGGCUUUGUUCCGUUGCUGCUGAGGAGCUGCGUUCCUUUCAAGGAGGAGAGGCGCUCUGCUUUUUAGAGUUUCUGGUUUUUCUGCUCUGUUUUUUCCCCAUCUUUGUGGUUUUAUCUACUUUUGGUCUUUGAUAAUGGUAACUUAUAGAUGGGUUUUUAUUGUGGAUGUGCUUUCUGUUUGUCAGUUUUCCUUCUAACAGACCAGACCCUCAGCUGCAGGUCUGUUGGAGUUUGCUGGAGGUCCACUCCAGACCCUGUUUGCCUGGGUAUCACCAGCCGUGGCUGUAGAACAGCAGAUAUUGGUGACCCGCAAACGCUGCUGCCUGAUCGUUCCUCUGGAAGUUUUGUCUCAGAGGAGUACCCAGCUGUAUGAGGUGGCAGUCUGCCUCUACUGGGGGGUGCCUCCCAGUUACGCUCCUCGGGGGUCAGAGACCCACUUGAGGAGGCAGUCUGCCGAUUCUCAGAUGUCCAGCUGCAUGCUGGGAGAAUCACUGCUCUCUUCAAAGCUGUCAGACAGGGACAUUUAAGUGUGCAGAGGUUACUGCUGUCUUUUUGUUUGUCUGUGCCCUGCCCCCAGAGGUGGAGCCUACAGAGGCAGGCAGGCCUCCUUGAUCUGUGGUAGGCUCCACCCAGUUCGAGCUUCCCGGCUUCUCUGUUUACCUAAUGAAGCCUGGGCAAUCGCAGGUGCCCCUUCCCCAAUCUUGCUGCCGCCUUGCAGUUUGAUCUCAGACUGCUAUGCUAGCAGUCAGGAAGAGUCCGUGGGCGUAGGACCCUCCAAGCCAGGCACAGGAUAUAAUCUCCUGGUGGGCCGUUUUUUAAGCCCAUUGGAAAAACGCAGUAUUAGGGUGGGAGUGACCCGAUUUUCCAGGUGUCGUCUGUCACCCCUUUCUUUGACUAGGAAAGGGAACUCCCUGAACCCUUGCACUUCCUGAGUGAGGCGAUGCCUCGCCCUGCUUUGGCUUGCGCACGGUGUGCUGCACCCACUGUCCUGCACCCACUUUCUGGCACUCCCUAGUGAGAUGAACCCGGUACCUCAGAUGGAAAUGCAGAAAUCACCUGUCUUCUGUGUUGCUCAUGCUGGGAGCUGUAGACCGGAGCUGUUCCUAUUUGGCCAUCUUGGCUCCACCCUGGAGGAUUCUUCUCUGGAGAAAACAAAAGCAGCCACUGGGGAAAAAAAAAAAAACAGAUACUUGUAUUUGAGAACCCCAACAAAGUGUCCAGGUAUCUACAUAAUCAUCCUACCAUGAAGUCCACUGGUUUAGAAAGGCAUAUUAAUGCACACAGAGCUUCCAGUCAGCCUUUCAAUGCUCUAUUCUUAAAUGUCAGCGAAUGGACCUCCAAAGCAGAGAAAAAAGGAACUCAAUGGAAAAUGUAGACUUUCUUAAUAUUCUCAGAAAUUGUGGAAAAUACAGUAUUUCUAAAAUAAGGACAGAAGAAAAAAAAAAGUAACCUGUCAUCCCAGCCACUUGGGAGGCUGAGGCGAGAGGAUGACUUGAGCCUAGGGGGUGGAGACCAGCCUGGACAGCAUAGCAGGACUCUGUCUCCAAAAAUUAAAAAAAAAAAGUGAAGGAAACUUAUAUGGCAUGAUCUGUAGAAUAUAUUGGUAAGUGGAAAAAAAAAGUAAGAUACAAAAGAGAAUAUAGCAUGCUACCUAUUGCAAAGAAGAUAAGGAAAAAAGAAUAUAUGUGUAUCUGUUUAUUUUUGCAAAAAGAAACUCAAAGAAUAAACUAGAAACUAAAGCAAUUGGCUGCCUAUGGGACAUGGGUACAAAGGUUUAGAAGAGAUACGGAAAAGAGAAUGAAGUUUUAAUAUUUAUUUUGCUUUUGAACCAUGCUUAGUGUUUUUAUACCUUCAAAAAUAAAAUUAAAUCAACAAGGAUAGGGGAAAAGUAAAAAUUGAAUACAAACAGAAAGAAGUAAAACUAAUUGCAUAUAAAAUUGCUAACAUAACCACACAGAAGAAAAAUAGAAUUAAGCCAAGUAACUUUUGCAUAUAUUACUAUGAUUAUAUACCCUUAGUGGAAUAUAUUAUAAAGACAAAAAUAACCCAAAGGAAAUUUGAACUUUGUUGUAGGUAGUAGUGUGGGGGUAACCAUUUUGAGGCUAUUUUUGUGUAUAGUGUAAGACUGAGCUUAUGAGUAAAUACAUUGAUGUUGGGAAACAGAUCUCUUGGGAGAAGAAAGAUACAAAUACAGAAUUGGCAAAGAAGAAGAGAACCUUGCGAUAUAUUGGAAUAGUAUUAUCAGUCUGAACUUAUGAUUUAAAAAAAAUGUCCUAACUCUAUUUACUGAAGAGACCUAGAAGCUGUGAAAACCCAGUAGUAAUAAGUAUACUUGGCACCCAGAUCUUGGGCACUAAAUACUGUUCCUCACUAAAAGGAACCAAGACUCUUUGGAGAAGUAGUUGAUUCCUGAUCUGGGUCAGGGAAACUAAUGAACACAAGUCAUGAGGUCACAGGAUCCAUUUUGAAUGAGCUCCCACUAGCCAAUUGGGGCAUAAAAAGAAUAAUGACACUAAUUAAUUAUAAUACAUUGAAUAAAAAACAUCUAUGCAUCCAUGAGGAUACUGCUAAAACAAAAAUCAUGAAGGGGAAAGGGACAAUUCCCCUUUAAGAAGAAAGCCAACUAACACAUGAAAUGUAAAAGGAAUUACAAAUUUAGAAAAUCACACUUUACAGCCACCAUUGUAAUAAUUGAUUCAGGUAAGGGUCCUCACUGGUUCCUGAAACCAUAUGGUGUAAAGCUAUUGAGGCUAGAAUAUUUGCACGGUUUCAAAUUACCAUAGAUUACAUACUAAUUAGAGAAAAAAUACCUUGAAAAUAGAGAAAUAGAGAAACUGGUAGAUGUCACCUUAACCAAUUGAUCAAACCUAAUAUCAGUAAUGGAGCAAAUUGAACUCACGUACCUCCUGAUGUAAUGCACUGAAGAUAUAUUAUCUUUUCUUUCUACCCAAAAUGUUUAACUUGGGCUGGGCAUGGUGGCUCAUGCUGGUAAUAACAGCACUUUGGGAGGCAGAGGUGGGAGGAUUACCUGAGCCCAGAAGUUCCAGAACAGCCUGGGCAACAUAGCAAGAGUCUAUCUCAAAAAAAAAAAAAAAAAAAAAAAAGUUUAGCCUA